Molecule: messenger RNA, 518 nt
Organism: Bicyclus anynana (squinting bush brown)
Lineage: Eukaryota; Metazoa; Arthropoda; Insecta; Lepidoptera; Nymphalidae
Exons: 2
Coding region: 58-390 (110 amino acids)
Source: RefSeq, a predicted model, not a curated record
AACAGUUUGAGUGCAGUAUUAGUAACUGUACAUCGUGUUGUUUUUUUUUUAAUUGAGAUGAGAUCUUUGUUACUUUUGAGUUUCGUUGCAGCAGUAGUUUUGUCAUCAUGUUUGGCUAGCGAUCUAAAUGUAGGCAGGGUUUACAACGCUCGGAUAGUUUUCCGAAAAAAAGCUAACUACCAUGCAAUUCCGUUAAAGAAGAGAGUGAAGGAAGUUUUCUAUGCAGAUCCGCAUCAACAGAUACUCAGGGGUAUAAUAGCAAAAGAUCUGGAUCACUCGGAGAGCAACGCAACGAUAACUGCAGGCGGCGUGGGCUUCAGUUUCGCCAACAUUCGGCUAAAGAGCGCCAGGGGACACGGCCUUAACUACCAAAUUGAGAUGUUUGUGUGAACACAACCAUGAAUUAAAUAUUCUCUUACACAACGCAAGUAGGUAUUUUAUUAUUGAAUCAAAAAUAAAUGCACUUUUGUUUUGUUUACAUGUCAUAUUAAAUGUGUAACUAAUUCUCACAUUUGCUA